Cylindrotheca closterium is the source of this 5406-nucleotide messenger RNA. The record is from the annotation of a GenBank genome assembly. Lineage: Eukaryota; Bacillariophyta; Bacillariophyceae; Bacillariales; Bacillariaceae.
AUGGGUAGGUAUAACAAUAGAAGAACCCAAGCUGCUGCUGAAGCUCUGAAGAAUACGCCAUCCAGAGCUCGAUUUUCAAAAGGCCCACCGAAGCGACAAAAGAAAAAGAACAACAGAGAUACAAGCAAUAACACUGAUAGCAAUGGGAACAAUAAUGGAGGGAAUCAAAAGAAUCCUCGUGUUGGUAGACACCCUAAUACUGCAGCUACUGCUCGCGUGAUUGACAAGAUUCAAAAUCGACAGCAGGAAGCGUCCCAGAAGACCAAACAACGAGUGGCUACGACCGAAGAAGCUUUGAGUUACAUUGAUAAGUCUAAAUUGGACAAAGUCACUUUGCCUGGUGACAUUUUGGAAGUUAUAACAAAUCUAUUGGAAAAUUUGGGUGUCAAGGAGUCUGCACGCUCCAAAAGGAAAGAUGACCACAUCGAAUUGGAGAAAGAAAUGGAGAUGGACCAAGAUGUAAACGAUCAAGUGCCGAUCGACGAUGACAACGUGACGGAGGACAUUUCAGAAGCACCAGAUGCAGAGAGUGAAGAGGUGAAUAGACGGCGAAAAGGGGCUGCAUCGAAUGUUGGAUAUGCAGAGUACGGCGAUGAUGUCGAAGAAGAGGCAUACUAUCAAUCUGUGGGACAAAUUGGGGGUGGACUCAUGGAAGAGGCAGAGUGGGAAGGGGAGGUAAAGGUGACCAGCGAUCAAGAGAUCUCCAACGAAAGCGAAGUCAAGGAAGACGAGAUACCAGAAAGAAUACACAAGGAAGCGGCUUUCAUCUACCUUACUCAACGGCUGUCAUUUUCAAAAACGAAUGCAUGCCGAGCUUGCUUAGCAAUCGAGAAUUGGGAUAUUCACGACGAUGAUAACAAGAAAGACGACGAAGCAAAGUCAGCACCGAAGAAAUCCAAUGAAGCAAUUUCACUAGCGAUGGAUUGGCUUUGCCUUCAUUUGAGCGAAGCCGAAUUAUCGAAGGGGUUCCUGACCAAUCAAGACACAAACAAAUCUAGCUCCACAGUGAUGCCGAGUAUCAACAUCAAAGUAGUCCCACAUCCCUCGAUUUCAGUCGCUAAAUCUAUCACAUCAGACAAGGAGUGGUCACGAAAUGUUCGAAUUCAAGAAAAAAUAUUGAAGUUCGUGAAGAUGGGGUUUCAUCAUUCCGAAGCAUCUGGAAUCUGCGAAGCAAUCAAGGAUAUAGAAGCGAUGUCGAAGAUAGAUGAAUACGCUCUUUUGCUUGAACUUUUGGAAUCGUUGGAGGAGAAGGCUUGCGAGGGAAGUAAGUCUGGCCGGAGCAAGGAGCCUUUGAACGCAGCAGAUUUGGAGUUUGCGGCUGAGGAGCGCAAACAAGAGAUCGAAGUGUUGCAAGCAAUUUACGCGGAACAAGUCGAUAUCAUUGCUGGCUAUAGGGAUAGUGACAUUUCUAACUACAGCCUAAAGAUUGUACCUGUCGAGGAACUGGAGGAGCCAGCGAAGUCGGAAGACUGUCAACUCGAAGUAUUCCCGAGGUCUGGGUAUCCUGUUGUUGAAGCUCCGCUACUUCUGUUCUCAAAUCCAUCUCUACCGCCAACUUUAUUGCGGCGAAUCAAUGAUGAAAUCGCUCGUAAAGCAGUUUUUGGUGUCGGCGUGCCUGUAGUAUACGAGAUUGCAAGCUUCCUUGCAGAAUCCAUUCAUGAGAUGCAAAUUGAUUUCAUCAAACAGCAGCGGCGGAAGGAGUUUGAAGCAGAACAAUUGCGUAUUCGAAAGCAAGGCCACGGUGUUAUCGCCCAAGCUAGUGAAGUUGAAGUUGAGGGGGGGAAGCUUGGACGAAGACAGAAAGCAAAAUUGAGGGCAGCAGAAAUGGCAUAUGACCGAGACGAGCAAAUAGAAAAGGAAUUUGAAGGGUUCCGUCAACGACAGGAAGAGAGAAUACACGAGGCAAAGCAUCAAAGUAGCAGGAUCCGCAGUGUCAUGGCUGAACAAACCCUUGCAGAACGAGAAAAACAGAGAGUUGAAGCAGAGGCAGAACGAGCGGCACGGGCUGCCAUGAACGAUGCAUUCAACCGUGGCGAAAGCGUCUCAGUUGCACGAGAGAUGGCAAAGAAUGCUAGAAUACUCUCACUCAAAGAAAAUGGUAUAGUCGAAGACGCGAAACUAAGUGCAGAAUCUUCACACCAUGAUGAACAAGCCGAAGAAUCUAUUGAAGAGGCUCCAAAAGUAUCUCAACCUGAGUCGACACCAACGACAGCUGCGUUCAUAGAUGGUUUAGCCGCUACAGGUGAAAGCACCUAUCAUGACGAAGGGACACCAAUGACCAAUGCGUUUAUGGAUAGAUUGCGACAGAUGUACGAUGACGCAGCGAAGCAAAAGGCGGGAAUCAAAUCCAGCAAGUCUGAUGAAAAUGAAGCUAUCCAAGUCAACGGUGAAAAAACCAAACUCGAGAUGGUUCGGUUAAACAAACCUGAGAGAGACGCUAGCGAUAACGAGCUGGUGCACAUCCCACGGCCAGUUCCUGUGUUGAGCGGUGAAAUGGGGGAUAUGAUGAACGAUGUUAUUGAUCAGCAAAAGAAUCAACCAUGGCUGGUUUCACCGGAGGCGCGAGUACCGACAAUGUCAGAUGAUAACGGAGCAAAACCAGGGAAACCAUCUCAGCGCCAACAUAAUAUCAGUAAGAAGCUUCGGGAAGAACUAGAACGAAAACGUGAUCAGGCAGAGCAGUGGGCUGAAAAGAACGUUGGAUCUGCGAAUAAUUCGAAAUCUACAGGGAGUCACUUCUAUUCACCAAAAAGAUUUCACUCCCUGUGGUCCGUUCGUCAAAGGUUGCCUGCAUACCAAAUGCACCAAGAGAUUGUUGCAACCAUCAAACACAAUCAAAUUACAGUUAUAGCCGGCGACACAGGUUGCGGCAAAACAACUCAAGUCCCACAGCUUGUGCUCGAUGAUUUGAUUCUGAAUGGGCAAGGCGCAAGUGCAAAUAUCAUCGUCACACAGCCGCGACGAAUUAGUGCCAUCGGGGUUUCGGAGCGCAUAGCUGAUGAGAGAUGUGAAAAAGUUGGCGAAUCUUGCGGUUACUCAAUCAAGUUGGAGAAGAAACUGUCGAACCGCACCAGGCUGCUUCUGUGUACAACAGGAAUCCUGUUGCGAAGGCUACAGUGUGACCCAGACUUAGCUUCUGUCUCACAUAUUUUUGUUGACGAGGUCCACGAGCGUGACCUUAACACCGAUUUCUUGCUGAUCAUAGUCAAAGAUUUGCUGGCGCGUCGAAAGGACCUGAAGCUCAUCCUGAUGAGUGCAACAUUAAACUCUGAUGCUUUUGCAAAAUACUUCAGCGGUUGCCCUGUGGUAUCGAUCCCCGGUCGGGCGCACCCUGUACAAGAGUUUCGGCUCGAAGAUGUGCUUCAAAUGACAGGUCAUCAAGUCCAGGAGGGUGGAGAUUUUGCGCUACCAGCCAAUGACAAGCGGCCACCAAAAGUAUCUAAAUCUGCUUUGCGAAAGCUUUACUACCCGAAGUACAGCAAAGAGACAAUCCACUCGCUGUCGAUCAUCGACGAGGAGAAAAUCAAUUAUCCAUUGCUUGCUGAUCUGCUCGAACAUAUUUCAACGACACAGGAAGAGGGAGCCAUUCUGGUUUUCAUGCCAGGUAUGAUGGAAAUCACGAAAGCUAUUGAUGAAAUGUACAAGAAAGAAAUCUUUCAGUCAUCAAAAGUUGUAAUCUAUCCACUCCAUUCAUCAUUGUCUUCCGCUGAGCAGAAAGCAAUCUUCGACGUACCGCCCCAAGGUGUGAGGAAAAUCGUUGUUUCAACAAAUAUUGCUGAAACAUCUAUUACUAUAGAAGAUGUCGUCUACGUUGUGGACAGUGGCAAACUGAAAGAAAAUCGUAGAGACGAAGUCAAUGAAACACCGACGCUAGUUGAGUGUUGGGUGAGCCGCGCAUCUGCAAAACAGAGGCGAGGGCGUGCUGGUCGAGUUAGGCCCGGAAUCGCAUAUCAUCUAUUCUCAAGCCAUACGCAUGACAAGAGUUUAGAAGAUUACCAACUUCCAGAAAUGUUGCGUGUUGGUAUCGAGGAUAUCGUUCUCCAAAUUCUUAUUUUAGACCUUGGGGAGCCGACUUCAUUCUUGAGCAAAGCCCUAAACCCACCGUCAGAUCUUGCAAUGUCAAAUUCGCUGAACCUUCUAGAGACUCUUGGGGCGGUGGAAUGUAGUUGGCAAGAACGAUCGGGAACCCGAAGGCCAACAAGCGAGAAUGAUUCUUCCACUGAUAAAAAUUGCGGAGAUUUGAAGGUUUCGAGUGAGCUAACCGCACUUGGUUUUCACUUGGCAACUCUGCCAGUGGAUCCCCGGGUCGGCAAGAUGAUGAUCUAUGGGGCUCUCCUUGGAUGCACCGAUCCUGCAUUGACUAUCGCAGCAUCCAUGUCUGCCCGCAGUCCUUUUCUCAGUCCAUUCGAUCAGCGUGACGCAGCCGACGCUGCAAGAGCAAAGUUCGCAGCUGAGUGCAGUGAUCACCUAACGAUCCUCAAUGCAUUCAAAAAAUGGAAAGACGUUUUUCGAGAGGAAGGACAUAGGGGGGUGAAGUCUUUUCUCAAGGAUAACUUUUUGGGUCGUCUCACAUUGAAUCAAAUGGAGGACCAAAGACGUCAAUUCGCUGGGUUGCUAAAAGACAUCGGGUUCUUGCCGAAAUCAUUUCAAUUGAAGAGUUUGAAUAACGUUGAAAACGCAAAUUCUGCAAACACUGGGUUGCUAAAGGCAGUUCUUUGUGCUGGACUUUAUCCAAACAUCAUAGUGGCUCCGAGGGAGUUGGCAUGCUCGAACUCGAAGAAAGCAGCAGGAGAGCACGCAUUCAGAAGCUAUUCAAAGGGGGAUGUUUAUCUCCAUCCAAGCAGCAUUGCUUUUGGGGAAUCCAAACUGGACAGUCGCUACUGUUGCUACCACGAAAUGGUCAGGACCUCCAAGACAUAUGUUCGAGAUUGUACAACAGUCAGCAUAAUGGCACUUUUGCUUUUUGGUGGCAAACUUGAGGUGUAUCAAGCACAUGGUAUCUGCUCCAUAGACGGGUGGCUAAAGUUCAAGAUUGAUGCUAAGCCUGCGACGCUUGUCAAGUACCUUCGGAGUCAGAUGGAACGGAUUUUGUUGAGGAAAAUUCUAUCCCCCGAGGAAGAUGUCGUUGGAACAGAAGAUGGUAAAGCACUGAUUAGUUCGAUCAGUCUACUUUUUCAGAGAGAAGCCGAAGAAAAGGCUUCAAUUCCAGAUCGAAGCGGAGGAGAAAUAGUGCGGCCAUGGACUGGCAGUGAUGAUAACGAGCGAAACAGAGGAAGCGCUUCUAAUGAUCGAAGCGGUGCACGAGGAGGACGUGGAGGGAAUGGACGCCGCCAAGGUGGGAGAUCAGGUGGAGGGUCAGGUGGUAGAGGUGGUGGACGAGGCAGAGGCAGACAGCGGAGAGAUUAG